AGUGUUCAGACACGUCAAGUGCUGUUAUCUGAACAUGGUUCGCAUGUUUGUUUUGUUCAGCUUGUUUCAUCUGCUUGGGAUGUUUUGUCACACUGAUGCAGUGAAGUCAGUAUCAGUGAUGGAGGGAGAAACUGUCUUUCUAAACACUGAUGUUUGCAAACAACACUAUGACACAAUGCGCUGGUAUUUUACUGAUACUCUCAUAGCUCUGAUCAAUGGUCCCAACACGAGCUGUUUAUAUGAUGGUGAAGAUGGGAGAUUCAGAGACAGACUGAAGGUGGACUAUGAGACUGGAUCUCUGAACAUCACAAACACCAGACUUGAACACACUGGACCUUAUGAAGCAGAAAUCAUCAGAAGUGAGAGUUCAGGAAAAACCCAAAGCUUGAACAGAAACCCCAAGUGCGAUAGCACAAAAAUGUACAAAAAAAACAUUAACCCUGAAGACAUCAUAACAUCAUUCAGUCUGACUGUCACUGCUUCUGAUUCUGGCAAAAACAAGAAUGAAGCCCAAAUAGUACCAGAGGACAAAGAGAUGGAGACAACUGUUCCAGGUUCAGGUCUGUCUCCAGAUGUUCCAGAUUCAGGUCUGUCUCCAGCUGUUCCAGAUUCAGGUCCAUCUUCAGCUGUUUCAGGUUCAGGUCCAUCUCCAGCUGUUGUAGCAGGAAUUGCUGUUGUUCUGCUGCUGGCUGCAGCUGUUGGUGUUGGUGUGAUGAUCCGUCGCUACAGGAGAUCCACAAAUGCUUCUAAAGAGGACAAAGAGAUGGAGACAAAAAAGAUCCCACUUGUGAAGAAAAUCCAGCAGAACUAGCUGAAUCAGACACACUGAAUACCCUUUAACAACCAAAGAGAGGGAGAGAGAGAGUAAUGUUAGUGGUUGUGUCAGUCUGAUCUAUAAAAAAAGAGAGACAUCAGGUCAGUUAAUGAUCAUUAAUGUCAGUAAAAUUCCUGAAUACAGUAUCAUAUUGUGAAUAUCACAGUAAAUACAUGUAACAAUAGUGAUAAUGUAAUUUACUGUGAAAUAUUACAAUUGCACGCUGUGACAUCCUGGAAAGAUUUUACAGUGUAGCUAAUAUUAACUGUGUGAUAUGGUCUGUAUUGUUGUUUAUUUCUAAUUUUAUCAUUUAAAUCUCCUGUAAUUAAUUGUCAAAGGAAAGUCCCUGCAAGUUCAUGUAUUCUUUGAACAGAUGCCCCCCCCCC
Messenger RNA from Carassius gibelio (silver crucian carp), 1200 nucleotides. RefSeq lists its product as uncharacterized. The record is from RefSeq and is a predicted model, not a curated record. The transcript is spliced from 6 exons. NCBI's taxonomy places the organism in Eukaryota, Metazoa, Chordata, Actinopteri, Cypriniformes, Cyprinidae. The coding region runs from base 35 to 811 and encodes 258 amino acids.